Rattus norvegicus (Norway rat) is the source of this 1794-nucleotide messenger RNA. RefSeq names its product igE-binding protein-like. The record is from RefSeq and is a predicted model, not a curated record. NCBI's taxonomy places the organism in Eukaryota, Metazoa, Chordata, Mammalia, Rodentia, Muridae.
AUAAGAGAGCAGCGUGUCUGUCUCUACCCUUUCACCUCACGCCUUGUCAGACGGACGUAGAUAAGCCGCCGGCGUUCCUGGCCCAUCAUGGGAUCCUCACAGUCUGUGGUCACGGCCUUGGAAACAGUGUUAAAGCAGAGGAACAUCAAAAUUGGAGGAGGAACACUUAAAAACUUUGUGAAGGAGGUGGAGAGGGUGGCGCCUUGGUUUGCCUGUUCAGGCUUGUUUACGAUUGCCUCAUGGAAUAAACUUGGAAAAGACCUUGACAGAAAAUUGGCGGAAGAGGAUCUGCGCCUAGGGACCAAAGCUAUAUGGAAGCUGGUUAAGAAUUGUUUAAAGGAUGAAACGUGUAAGGCAGCAGUAGUAGAAGGACAGGCCACUCUCGAGGUAGUCCGGGAAAGUCUGUCAGAAACCGAACGUAGUGAGAGGUUGGGCGCGCGCAAGAAAAAAGACGUCCUAAGAAAGAAAAAGUGCCCUCCCGGUAAGUCCACAGACAAGGGAGCGUUGAAAUUUUCAGAUUCCAGCACUUCCUCCUCUACACAUAAACCAGGAGGGGGAGCCAGCCUAUACCCUGUGAAAGAGCUAGAAGCGCUGAACCUCGACAGUUCUGAAAGCUCUGAAAAUAAAACCUUAGACUCAGAGGAGGAGGCUGAGCUAGAUGAGGAAGCAGCUAAAUAUGAGGAGGAAAGAUAUUACCCCGAUGAAUGUAGGGGAAGUAAUAGAAGCCUUCUAGCGCGGCCGCCACCAACGGCGCCUCCUCCAUAUGAGACACGCUCACGCGCCUUCUCACUAGUCCCCGAGAGGGUGAGAAGAAAGCUGAGUAUGACAUUUCCUAUCUUUGAGACUCCGGAGGGAGGACGGGUCCAUGCCCCUGUUGAAUAUAAUCAGAUUAAGGAAUUAGCGGAAUCAGUUAGAAAGUAUGGAGUCACGGCCAACUUUACUCUAACACAACUCGACAGGUUGGCCAUGACAGCAUUGACACCAGCUGAUUGGCAGAUGAUUGCUAAGGCAGCCCUUGCCAGCAUGGGCCAAUACAUGGAAUGGAAAGCGCUCUGGUAUGAGGGAGCCCAAACACAGGCCAGAGCAAAUGCUACGGCCUUAAUACCUGAGCAACAGGAAUGGACUUUCAAAUUCUUAACAGGACAGGGCCGCUUUGCAGCUGAUCAGUCUGCUUACCACUGGGGCGCCUAUGCUCAGGUCUCCAGCACAGCUAUUAGAGCCUGGAAGGCACUGUCCAGGAGAGGAGGGAUUGAUAAUCAACUUACAAAAAUCGUUCAGGGACCCCAGGAAAAUUUCUCAGAUUUUGUAGCUAGAAUGACAGAGGCUGCAGGACGAAUCUUUGGCGAUCCUGAACAAGCAGCACCACUAAUAGAACAGCUCGUUUUCGAGCAAGCCACCCAGGAGUGCCGAACAGCCAUAGCCCCCCGAAGAAAUAAAGGGCUACAGGAUUGGCUUAGAGUUUGCAGGGAACUUGGAGGGCCCCUUACUAACUCAGGCCUGGCGGCUGCCAUUCUCCAGUUCCAGCGACGCCCCGUUAAAGGGACGGAUAAAAGAUCAUGCUUUCAAUGUGGGAAAACAGGCCAUCUAAAAAGAGACUGCAGGAUGACAAAAAGAGACAGGGGGUCUGCAACCCUCUGUGUCCGAUGUGGCAAAGGCUACCAUAGGGCUGACCAGUGCCGAUCAGUGAGAGACAUUAAAGGCAAACUACUCCCUCCUUUGGAGACUCGACUUAAUGAGAUGUCAAAAAACGGGCUGGUGGGCCCCCGGUCCCAGGGACCUCAAAGAUAUGGGAAC